UAAUAACGACCAGAGCAGGUUAUGUGUAGCAAGAAACUCACUGCUUUCAAAUUCAGGCCAGGUUUCUCCACUAUCUCGUUUCCCAUCCAUACCCGUCAGAAACAUCCACCAACUUCAAUCCUAUGCACAGACAAAGAAUCCACAAACGAUGGGAUACAAUUCCUCUCCUACCACCCAAACCCCGAAAUUUUUGUUUUUCCCCAAAAGGGUUCUCAGAAAUUACCAGUUUGAUCACUGGGAGAGCAUUACAUGCACAUUAUGUUAAGGAUUCAACCCUUCUCAGCCUCAUCAACUCAAACACCUUGAUUAAUAUGUAUUCGAAACUGGGGAGGGUAGAUGCUGCUCGUUCUGUGUUCGAUCAAAUGCCUCGAAGAAAUGAAGCUUCAUGGAAUACUAUGAUUUCAGGUUAUGUAAGACAGGGUUUACAUCAGGAAGCAAUUGGAUUAUUCUGCGAAAUGCAGGACGACGAAAACAUUGUUAUAAAUGGAUUUGUGCUUUCCAGUCUGAUAACUGCUUGCAAUAAGUCAACAUCGAUGGUCUGUCAAGGAAUUCAAGUCCAUGGUUUUGUAAUAAAAAUUGGUUUCUUGCAUGAUGUGUUUGUGGGUACAUCACUUCUGCACUUUUAUGGUACAUAUGGUUUUACUUCUAAAGCUCAGAGGAUUUUUGAGGAGAUGCCUGAGCGGAAUGUAGUUUCUUGGACUUCCUUGAUGGUGGCUUAUUUGAACAAUGGAGAUCCAGAGAAUACUGUGCAGCUUUACCAGAAAAUGAGGCGUGACGGAGUCAGUUGCAAUCAGAACUCUUUCACGACGCUAAUUAGCUCAUGUGGGUUGAUUGAGGAUGAAUUGUUGGGCCUUCAGGUUCUUGCGCAUGUUGUAGUUUCUGGAUUGGAGUCUAAUGUGUCUGUGGCAAACUCUCUUAUAUACAUGUUUGGUAGUUUUGGAUGUGUGGAGGAUGCAUGCUAUGUCUUUGAUCAGAUGGAAGAACGUGAUAUAAUAUCAUGGAAUUCGAUGAUAUCUGCUUAUUCCCAGAAUGGAUUUUGUGAGGAAUCACUUAGAUGUUUCCAACAGAUGCAGCAUGCUAAUGUGAAACCCAAUUCUACUACGGUAUCCAGUUUGAUUUCAGCUUGUAGUUCUUUUGAUUAUCUGAGUUGGGGAAAAGGAAUUCAUGGUGUCAUUGUUAAACUUGGAAUAGAUUCAAUUGUUUGUGUCUGCAAUACUCUUGUUGCUUUAUACACCGAGUCUGGAAGACCUAAAGAUGCUGAGCUGUUGUUCUUAGAGAUGCCUGAAAGGGAUUUGAUUUCAUGGAAUUCAAUGAUGGCUUGCUAUGCACAAGAAGGGGAGUUCCGAGGUGCCCUGAAUCUCUUGGUAGAAAUGUUUAGGACAGAGAAAAUAAUAAAUCAUGUAACUUUUGCUAGCUCUUUGGCUGCAUGUUCAAGUAUUGAGGCUCUGAUCAUUGGCAAGACUGUUCAUGGGCUUAUAAUCCGAGAGGUACUCCAUGAGAAUUUGCUUGUAGGUAAUGCAUUAGUCACCAUGUAUGGAAAGUGUGGUGCAAUGAGGGUAGCUGAACUGGUAGUCCAGUCAAUGCCCCAGCGGGAUGUAAUCACAUGGAAUGCACUCAUUGGUGGUCAUGCUGAGAAUGAAAAAGCUCAUGAGGCAAUAAAAGCUUUUAACUUGAUGAGAAAAGAUGGCAUGUCUGCAAAUUACAUCACCAUGGUAAAUGUUCUGGGUGCUUUGUCAGCCCCUGAUCAUUUAUUGAAUUACGGGAUGCCAUUCCAUGCCCAUAUGGUUAUAACAAGAUUCGAAGCAGAUGAUUAUGUGAAGAAUGCUCUUAUAACAAUGUAUGCCAACUGUGGUGAUCUAGAUUCAAGCAACUUCAUCUUCAGUGGACUGCAGAAUAAAAAUGUUGUUGCAUGGAAUGCAAUGAUUGCUGCAAAUGCACAUCAUGGUCGUCGAGAGGAAGCUCUAAAACUUUUUGUGGAAAUGCGGCAUGCUGGAUUCGCAUUAGAUCAAUUCAGCUUCUCCGGAGGCCUUUCUGCUAGUGCUAACUUAGCAUUAUUGGAGGAAGGCCAACAACUUCAUGACCUGGUCAUUAAACUUGGGUUUGAAUCAAAUCUCCAUGUUGCAAAUGCAGCAAUGGAUAUGUAUGGAAAAUGUGGGGAGAUGGACGAUCUACUGAAAAUACUUCCCAAAUCAAGCAACCGAUCACGAUUAUCAUGGAACAUAUUAAUAUCGGGUUUUGCCAGACAUGGACAUUUCGAGAAAGCCAGAGAAGCUUUCCAUGAAAUGCUACAAUGGGGACCAGAUCCGGACCAUGUUACUUUUGUUGCACUUCUCGCUGCAUGCAGUCAUGGUGGUCUAGUAGACGAAGGACUGGCUUACUUUGCUUCAAUGACUUCAGAAUUUGGGGUCCUGCCUGGGAUAGAGCAUUGUGUAUGUAUAAUUGAUCUCCUUGGUCGAUCAGGGAGGCUUCUUGAUGCUGAAAGGUUUAUUAAGGAAAUGCCAGUGCCACCCAACGACCUUGUUUGGCGGAGUCUGUUAGCUGCAUGUAGAACCCAUCGUAAUUUGGAGCUUGGGAGAAUAGCUGCUGAAAACCUUCUCAAGUUGAACCCAUCAGAUGACUCAGCUUAUGUUCUUCUGUCUAAUGUCUGUGCAAUCAGUGGGAGGUGGGAUGAUGUAGAGAAUGUCAGAAGGCAAAUGAAAGUGUAUAAUAUCAAGAAGAAACCUGCUUGCAGUUGGGUAAAGGUGAAAGACAAGGUGUGUUCAUUUGGGAUUGGAGACCGAUCUCACCCACAGGCCAGGCAGAUUUAUGCCAAGUUGAAGGAGAUUUUGAAUAUGAUCAAAGAAGCAGGUUAUGUCCCUGAUACAAGCUUUGCAUUGCAUGACACAGACGAAGAACAGAAGGAGCACAAUCUUUGGAACCACAGUGAGAAGCUAGCCCUUGCAUUUGGUUUGAUUAAUACGCCAGCAUGUUUGCCAAUCAGAGUUUUCAAGAAUCUACGUGUUUGUGGUGAUUGUCAUUCUGUUUACAAGUUUGUUAGUGGAGCAGUCAAGCGGGAUAUUAUUCUGCGAGAUCCUUAUCGGUUUCACCAUUUCAAUGGAGGCAAAUGUUCUUGUUGUGAUUAUUGGUAGUCAAGCUACUGAGCUCAAACAAGAGUUCUAUUGACUGGAUCUCAGUCAGUCAAUGUCCCAUAAGGAGUUCUGUC
This is a messenger RNA of Telopea speciosissima, 3202 nucleotides long. RefSeq names its product pentatricopeptide repeat-containing protein At3g24000, mitochondrial-like. Gene Ontology annotation, biological process: RNA modification. The coding region runs from base 123 to 3128 and encodes 1001 amino acids. The record is from RefSeq and is a predicted model, not a curated record. Gene Ontology annotation, molecular function: zinc ion binding; protein binding; RNA binding. The transcript has a single exon. Lineage: Eukaryota; Viridiplantae; Streptophyta; Magnoliopsida; Proteales; Proteaceae.